GGCUUGGUGGGGCUGGCAUGUGUAGGCAAGAUAAUCCUCUGGUUGGGAGAGGAGCCAUAAGCCCCCCUCCUUCUCCUUCCCAGUAUGUUUUUUCCCUCCAGGGCCUGGAGAAGAGGGAGGGCAGAGAUACAAGAGAGCAGGCCUGGCAUAUAUUCCUGAGAAUACGGUAGAUUGUUUUGGAAAAAUCUUCUUGGCCGGAAAUUACAUGUCACGUCUGCUCCUCAGUGUGGAUUUGUAACUUGACUGAUGCUGUUGGAGAGCCUGGGGGAGGGGAGUGGACGGCAGAGGCAGGCUGGUUCCUGGGCCACUACCGGCUCCCUUUAGAGAUAAGGGGGCAAGUUGUAGACCAGAGGGUAUACAUGUGGGGUGGAUUCCCCAAAUCCUAGAGGCAGUUUGGAUCUUGUGGGUAUCUUGUAAUAGGAUGGCUUUCGGAGGCAGGGGCCUUGUGGAGGGAGGAGGUAGGGAGAAAGCAGGAUGGGGGAAUGGUUUAGAUCAGACUCUUUAUCCAACCAGGAGGAGGGAUCUGUGGGCCUGGCAUUUUCAGCCUCUCUUUCUCGACGGCCUCCUGAGUGUUCCUGCAGCUGCUCCCAAAACCAGUUUCUGCCAUAGCUGCAGUAAGAUGCAGAGGAGCUUCUGCCUAGAAUAAACACCCUGCCUGGCAGGGUCAUCCCCUAUGCCAACGCGCUUCAGCUGGAGAAGGAGCUUUUGAAGAGAGUGAGCCUUAUGGGAACUCACCUAGUGCCCACCCGGGGUCUCCUUCCUUAGUCUUGAGGUGGAGUGUGUGUGUGUGGGGAGGGGAGUGGGGAGUAGAGGUGUCUCAGCAUUUCCCUCCUCCUCUGCCCCAAAGCCCCAAGGUGUGAGGGUGCCCUGAGCUCACCCCUAAAUACCUGGUACUGAGGAGUCAGUGGAUGCUUCAGGUGCCAUUGGAAUGAGAGGGUGUGCGUGUGGCACCUUGGGGCCUCUGCCGUGGGACCUCCUCCACUAGCAAUGUCCUCAUCCUGGCACUGGGUGACAGCCCUGCGUGGACACGUGUUGUAGCAGCUCCUGCGGGAGGGAGUGUGGGUACUCGCACUCUUCUGAGCCCAGAGAAGUCAGCCACAGUGCUCUGCCCGGGCCCGAGCAGUCUUGGGGGCGGGGCGGGUGGAGGUGCAGGCGGGGAGAAGUCCAGGCUGGUGAGAAGAGGCGUGGGCUGCGGAGGGCUGAGGUCUCCCUCCCAGUGUGGAUGCGGGGGGCGUGGCUUCCACUGCGGAGAGGAGUGGGCUGGGCAGGUUCCCCGGGCCUGAGUGGAGUGCGGAAUGGCAGCGCACCAGGGAGCCUGGCAGGUGGGCGCAUGCUUGGAGCUAGGUGGAAGCUGGGCUGGUGGAAGGAGAGGGGUCUAGAGGGAGGGGUCUCAGGUCGAGUUAGGAUGGGGGCUUCUCUUCUGUGAGCUUCUUGGACGGCCCCCCCCCUUGUCAUGGAGUAUGGGGGCCCUUGAGUCCCCAGGACCUGAUCGGUGGCUGUGGAUCUCUGGGGUCCUGGAGGCGGACAGGGGCCGAGGGGAGCUGUGGCUCCGUGGUCAGUGAAGGUGCAGCCCCGCACCGGGCUCUCUGGGGGGCAGCCUACGCUGCGGAGAGGCGGCUCCUUGGAAUGGAGCCUGUGCACGGGAUUGGGGGAGGGGCAGCCGCAGGCCAGCGGGAGAGACCGCUACCACCAGGCUCUGCUCCCUCGCUCUGGCUGCAGGUGGCAGAUACGGGCUGUGGGGUGCGUGCGGGCCCGAGGACUGGGCCUUCCCUUGGCUGAGGUGCUUUAGCGGCCCCGGCCCUCCUUGUUGAGGAUGCUCGAGGCCCGGCCCCUCAGGACGCAGGGCAGUGACGCUGCCGGUGCGCUGGAGGGGCGGGGACUGCGGGAGGGCUCUGCUCCCCUCCCGGGCCCUAAAGCCCGGAGUUUGGGUUCCAAGGGUGAGAGAUUUGCAUAUCUGCACCUAACUGGGGCCGAGGAGGGACAGCAGAGGCUGGGGAGCAGCAGCAUGCAGCCGGAGGAGGGCACAGGCUGGCUGCUGGAGCUGCUGUCCGAGGUGCAGCUGCAGCAGUAUUUCCUGCGGCUCCGCGACGACCUCAACGUUACCCGCCUGUCCCACUUUGAGUAUGUCAAGAAUGAGGACCUGGAGAAGAUUGGCAUGGGCCGGCCUGGCCAGCGGCGGCUGUGGGAGGCUGUGAAGAGGAGGAAGGCCAUGUGCAAACGCAAGUCCUGGAUGAGCAAGGAUGAAGAGCAGCCGACUCCCUGGGGAGGGUGGAGACAGACAGCGCCAAAUGGGCAACCCAGAGACGGGGCCAGGGCUAAAAAUGGACAGGAGGUGUUUGCAAGGGCCCCUAGGGCUCCUGCCCAUCUGCUCGGGUGUUCAGUGGAAAGCGGCUGGAGGCUGAGUUCCCCCCUCAUCACUCUCAGAGCACCUUCCGGAAGACCUCACCCACCCCCGGAGGCCCAGCAGCAGAGGGGUCCCUGCAGAGCCUCACCUGCCUCAUUGGGGAGAAGGACCUGCAUCUCUUUGAGAAGCUGGGAGAUGGCUCCUUUGGCGUGGUGCGCAGGGGCGAGUGGGACGCCCCCUCGGGGAAGACGUCCCCACUCUGGCCAGGUGAGUGUGGCUGUGAAGUGCCUGAAGCCUGAUGUGCUGAGCCAGCCAGAGGCCAUGGAUGACUUCAUCCGGGAGGUCAAUGCCAUGCACUCGCUUGACCACCGAAACCUCAUUCGCCUCUAUGGUGUGGUGCUCACGCCGCCCAUGAAGAUGGUGACAGAGCUGGCACCUCUGGGAUCGUUGUUGGAUCGGCUGCGCAAGCACCAGGGCCACUUCCUCCUGGGUACCCUGAGCCGCUACGCUGUGCAGGUGGCUGAGGGCAUGGGCUACCUGGAGUCCAAGCGCUUUAUUCACCGUGACCUGGCCGCCCGCAAUCUGCUGUUGGCCACCCGUGACCUGGUCAAGAUCGGGGACUUCGGGCUGAUGCGAGCACUACCCCAGAAUGACGACCACUACGUCAUGCAGGAGCACCGCAAAGUGCCCUUUGCCUGGUGUGCCCCUGAGAGCCUGAAGACUCGCACCUUCUCCCAUGCCAGCGACACCUGGAUGUUUGGGGUCACGCUGUGGGAGAUGUUCACCUAUGGCCAGGAGCCCUGGAUUGGCCUCAAUGGCAGUCAGAUCCUGCAUAAGAUUGACAAGGAGGGGGAGCGUCUGCCCCGGCCCGAGGACUGCCCCCAGGACAUCUACAAUGUCAUGGUUCAGUGCUGGGCUCACAAGCCAGAGGACAGACCCACCUUUGUGGCACUGAGAGACUUCCUGCUGGAGGCCCAGCCCACUGACAUGCGGGCCCUUCAGGACUUUGAGGAACCAGACAAGCUGCACAUCCAGAUGAACGAUGUCAUCACCGUCAUUGAGGGGAGGGCUGAGAAUUACUGGUGGCGUGGGCAGAACACACGGACGCUGUGCGUGGGGCCCUUCCCUCGCAACGUGGUAACCUCUGUGGCCGGCCUGUCAGCCCAGGACAUCAGCCAGCCCCUGCAGAACAGCUUCAUUCACACAGGGCAUGGUGACAGUGACCCCCGGCACUGCUGGGGCUUCCCUGACAGGAUCGAUGAACUGUAUCUGGGAAACCCCAUGGACCCUCCCGACCUGCUGAGUGUGGAACUGAGCACCUCCAGACCCACCCAGCAUCUGGGCAGGGUGAAAAGGGAACCUCCACCUCGCCCUCCUCAGCCUGCCAUCUUCACUCAGAAACCAACCUACGACCCUGUGAGUGAGGACCAAGACCCCCUGUCCAGCGACUUCAAGAGGCUGGGCCUGCGGAAGCCAGGACUGCCCCGUGGGCUGUGGCUCGCGAAGCCCUCUGCCCGGGUGCCAGGCACCAAAGCGGGCCGCGGGAGCAGUGAGGUCACGCUCAUCGACUUCGGUGAGGAGCCCGCGGUCCCGGCCCCACGGCCCUGUGCGCCCUCACUGGCGCAGCUGGCCAUGGAUGCCUGCUCCUUGCUGGACAAGACCCCGCCGCAGAGCCCCUCGCGGGCCCUGCCCCGGCCCCUGCAUCCCACGCCGGUGGUGGACUGGGAUGCGCGCCCGCUGCCCCCGCCUCCUGCCUACGAUGACGUGGCCCAGGAUGAGGAUGACUUUGAGGUCUGCUCCAUCAACAGCACCCUCGUGAGUGCAGGGCUCUCUGCUGGGCCCAGUCAGAGCGAGACCAAUUACGCCUUUGUGCCUGAGCCAGCGCGGCUCUUCCCUGCCCUGGAGGACAACCUGUUCCUCCCGCCUCAGGGUGGGGGCAAGCCGCCCAACUCAGCCCAGACCGCAGAGAUCUUCCAGGCGCUGCAGCAGGAGUGCAUGCGGCAGCUACAGGUCCCGGCCGGCUCUCUGGUCCCCUCGCCAAGCCCAGUGGGCGACGACAAGCCCCAGGUGCCCCCUCGUGUGCCCAUCCCCCCGAGGCCCACACGCCCACGUGGGGAGCUGUCUCCAGCCCCCUCGGGCGAGGAGGAGACGGGGCGGUGGCCUGGACCUGCCUCCCCUCCCCGGGUACCACCCCGGGAGCCCCUGUCCCCACAAGGCUCCAGGACCCCCAGCCCCUUGGUGCCACGCGGCAGCUCCCCGCUGCCACCCCGGCUCUCCAGCUCACCUGGGAAGACCAUGCCCACCACCCAGAGCUUCGCCUCAGACCCCAAGUAUGCCACACCCCAGGUGAUCCAGGCACCUGGCCCCCGGGCUGGCCCCUGCAUCUUACCCAUCGUCCGUGAUGGCAAGAAGGUCAGCAGCACCCACUACUACCUGCUGCCUGAGCGCCCACCCUACCUGGAGCGCUACCAGCGCUUCCUGCGUGAGACCCGGAGCCCCGAAGAGCCGACCCCCGUGCCUGUGCCCCUGCUGCUGCCCCCUCCCGGCAUCUCAGCUCCUGCUGCCCCCACUGCCACCGUUCGACCAAUGCCUCAGGCUGCCCCAGACCCCAAGGCUAACUUCUCCACCAACACCAGCAACUCAGGGGCCCAGCUGCCAGCCCUGAGGGCCACUGCUCGGCUGCCACAGAGGGGCUGCCCCGGGGACGGGCCAGAGGCUGGACGGCCAGCAGAGAAGAUCCAGAUGCUGCAGGCCAUGGUGCAUGGGGUGACCACAGAGGAGUGCCAGGCGGCCCUGCAGAGCCACAGCUGGAGCGUGCAGAGGGCUGCCCAGUAUCUGAAGGUGGAGCAGCUCUUUGGUUUGGGUCUGCGGCCGCGAGGCGAGUGCCACAAAGUGCUGGAAAUGUUCGACUGGAACUUGGAGCAGGCUGGCUGCCACCUGCUGGGCUCCUGCGGCCCAGCCCACCACAAGCGCUGAGAUGUCUGGAGACCCAGAGGAUCUGCCCCGAAGGAAUCAUUUGAGCCUGUCCAUCUGACGAGGGUGGGGAGACGCCCUGCCAGGCCUGGAGGACCUGCUGCACCUGCUGCCCCCAGUGGCAGAGCGAGGCCAAGGCAGCAGGAGGCUGGGAGCCCCGCCUUGCCUGUCCCUCCCUCACCCAGCGCUGUCCCUGCAACUUCGGAGCUCUCAGUGCACCCAGCCAAGGUGCAGGAGGGAGCCUCUUGUAGGCAGGCCUGGGGGUGGCCUCAGAAGGCCCUGUGGCUGACCUGCCUCUGGCUUCAGUCCCUGGUGGGGCCUGUAGCUGAAAUGUGUUGCCAGGCCCUGCCGGCGGGGAAGCCAGGCUUGACCCCGGGCAGGGAGGAUGUGUUGGCCAUGCAGAAAGGUGGACCAGCACCCAGGGCGUGGGGCGGGGGCCCUCCCCAGGGAGCCCCUGGCGGCAGUUGGGGUGUCGGACAGAAUGUGACUUGUGGCCUCACUAUGGACAUGUUAUGGGACUUGGCUGGUGUUAGGAUCUUGUGCCUGGAAAUAGCCUGAGGUGGCUCAGGUAGCAGAGCUAGGGUGCCAGAUCGUUCUCUGGCAGGGACCAGGGCCCAAGGCCCCAGGGUUGGAAGGAGACCAAGGGGGCAGCUGCCCUGGAGGGACACCAGUGCUUCCUCUGACCCAGCUCUUCCUCUGUGCUGUUCUUUGUUUUCCCACCAGCCUCUUGCCAAAGUUUCUGCCCCGGCUAUGAAUAUCUGCUUCUUCCAGAGAAAUAAAGUUAGUUUCUAUUUUAUGUUA
Molecule: messenger RNA, 6118 nt
Organism: Aethalodelphis obliquidens (Pacific white-sided dolphin)
Lineage: Eukaryota; Metazoa; Chordata; Mammalia; Artiodactyla; Delphinidae
Gene: TNK2
Product: tyrosine kinase non receptor 2
Exons: 17
Coding region: 1814-5320 (1168 amino acids)
Biological process (GO): protein phosphorylation; regulation of keratinocyte differentiation; signal transduction
Molecular function (GO): protein serine/threonine/tyrosine kinase activity; ATP binding; protein binding
Source: RefSeq, a predicted model, not a curated record